This is a messenger RNA of Ostrea edulis (European flat oyster), 911 nucleotides long. RefSeq lists its product as uncharacterized. The record is from RefSeq and is a predicted model, not a curated record. Lineage: Eukaryota; Metazoa; Mollusca; Bivalvia; Ostreida; Ostreidae. The transcript is spliced from 6 exons. Bases 1 to 867 code for a protein of 288 amino acids.
AUGAAAUGGCUGCUGUACUUCCGUCGCAUGCAGAACUUGAAUAUGGAAUUUUUCGGGAGGGUCCCAAUAUGCAGUGACCCGGUAAACAUGAAAGGAAAACGGCUCGACAUACUUCAGCUGUCAGAUAUACAGUGUGAUUGUCGAAUUCCUGGGAAGAUUUACAAAGGAAACCGGAACGAGACAAAAGACGGGAAGGUGUGCAACGAAUGGAAAAAGGAAACAUCAGUUGAAUCAGAGUAUGGUGAAAUGGUGAAAACAGAUAAAAAGUAUUGCAGAAACCUUUAUACAGAUGAACCUGUAUGUGUUCCCAGAAAGCAGUCGGAUUGGACCUCGUGUGGUGUUCCCAUUUGCAGUGACAAUAUCUGUGUAAAUGAUGAAUUUCUGCAAAAGAGGUACCAAUUCUUGCCCUUGCACAACCGGUUACAGUGUAUGUACAGAGAUUUAAGCUCAUUGCUGCCAUCAUCGCUGCUUCACUGUGGACUAGCACAAAGCCUUGUGAAGACAAUACAGCUCAAGAACAUACAAUGCCCAGACCACAGAACCAUGACCAGAGCUCUGACAUUGCACACAGACGACUCCAAACAAAUGUUUGAGAAAUGUUACCGUCUUGAGAACAAUCAGCGUGAAUUCUUGACGAGGAGAAUACAAAAGGGACAAUAUUGUCUGAAAUAUCUGAAAAACAUAUUCUUGUCUGAAACAAAGGAACAGUUCUGCAGGUCAAUGUCCGUGUUUGCAAACUGCAAGUUGUCAAAAUUGAUGGAGGUCACUGAUGAAACAAUCACAGAAUAUGACAAGAGCUUUGUUGUCAGACGACUACAGAGAGAGCUCCAGCACAUCGGAAUUGAACAGUACAACUGUGAGGCAUAGUUAUCAGUUUUUUUUAAUUUAAAAUUUUAUUCCUUCAACCUUAA